CCCGCCGUUCCCCCUCCCCGGCGGCGGUGAGGAGGGGGCGCUCCUGCCGUGCGCGUGCGCGCGCUGUCACCGCCCGCGGCGUGAGGGCCCGGCGCAUGCGCACGGCGGGGGGGGGACCGGCGGCCGCUGCCCUGGGCGGGGUGUCAUGGCGGCGGCCGGGGCCGGGGCGGGAGCUGCGGCGCUUGCCGCUUUCGUUCAGGACUUUGUGGCCGGGCAGCAGGACGGCCGCGCUGCGGAGGUGGCGGCAGGGGUGAAAGAUGGAAGCUGGACUGUUCUGCAGCUUGUGGAAGCCCUGGGGUCUUGCCUGGAGAACACAGAUCCUCGGACACGAGGGCGAGGUAUCCAGCUGCUGUCACAAGCCCUGCUCCAGUGCUACUCCCUGCUCCAGGAGAAGGAAGUGCUGCAUCUGGUCCUGUUCUAUGAGAAUCGGCUGCAAGAUCAUCACCUUGUGAUCCCCUCGGUGCUCCAGGGACUCCGAGCACUGAGCAUGUGUGAGGUGCUGUCCCCAGGGCUAGCGGUGUCUGUACUCAAAGCUAUUUUCCAGGAGGUGCAUGUGCAGUCCCUGCUGCAGCUGGACCGCCACACAGUCUACAGCAUCAUCACCAACUUCAUGGGCACCAGGGAGGAAGAGCUGAAGGGCCUGGGUGCUGACUUUACCUUCGGCUUCAUCCAGGUGAUGGAUGGGGAGAAGGAUCCCCGCAAUCUGCUGGUGGCCUUCCAGAUCGUGCGUGAUCUCAUUGCCAAGAACUACGCCCUGGGUCCCUUUGUGGAGGAGCUGUUUGAAGUGACGUCCUGCUACUUCCCCAUUGAUUUUACUCCACCCCCCAAUGACCCCCACGGCAUCCAGAGAGAAGACCUGAUCCUCAGCCUCCGGGCUGUACUGGCCUCCACGCCCCAGUUUGCUGAGUUCCUGCUCCCUCUGCUUAUUGAGAAGAUGGACUCGGACCUUCAAAGUGCCAAGCUUGACUCACUGCAGACUCUGACUGCCUGCUGUGCCAUCUACGGGCAGAAGGAACUGCAGGAAUUCCUCCCCAGCCUCUGGUCAUCCCUGCGCAGGGAGGUGUUCCAGACAGCGAGUGAGAAGGUCGAGGCGGAGUGCCUGGCUGCACUGCACGCCCUCUCUGCCUGCCUCUCCCGGUCUGUGCUGAGCUCUGACACUGAGGACUUGCUGGACUCUUUCCUCAGCAGCAUUCUGCAAGAUUGCAGGCACCAUCUGUGUGAGCCCGACAUGAAGCUGGUGUGGCCAAGUGCCAAACUCCUGCAGGCAGCAGCGGGUGCCUCCCUCCGUGCCUACCACCGCGUCACCCGCAGCGUCCUGCCGUUGCUGCUGGAGCAGUACACCAAGCACCCACAGAGCAGCCAGAGGAGGACAAUCUUGGAAAUGCUGCUGGGCUUCCUGGAGUUGCAGCAGAAGUGGGGACAUGUGGAAGAAGAUGAGAGCUCUCUGCUGUCACUCCAAGCCCCCAUUUGCUCUGUGGUGUUCUCGGCGCUGACGGAUCCCAGUGUGCAGCUGCAGCUGGUUGGGAUCAGGGCACUGACUGUCCUGGGCUCCCUGCAAGGCUUCCUGUCUCCCUCCAACCUGGAGCUGGUUGUGGAUCACCUCAUCCGUCUCGCUCUGCAUGAGGAGGAUUCUCAGAGCAGCGAAGCAGCAAUGGAGGCAGCUGGAUCUCUGGCCCCCAUCUACCCAAAGUUUUUCUCCGGACGCAUGGUACCCAGGCUUGAAGAGGAGUUGCAGUCAGAGUGGGAGGAGGAGAGCUCCCAUGACCACUGCUCCCUGCAGCAGCGCUGCCUGCAGGCCCUGGCAGCCGUGUCCACCCACACCAGCAUCGUGAGGGAGACGGUCCCUGUCCUGCUGCAGCAUCUCCGGAAGGUGCAGAAAGGGAGCGAGGCCAGGAACGCCCAAGACGUGGUCUCCGUGUGCCAGAGCCUGCACCGUUUGGCCCUGCAGUGCCAGCACGAUGCAGAGGGCUGCUGGUACUACCAUCAGACAGUGGUGCCCUGCCUGCUGGGCAUGUCCGUGCAGGCUGCCACACAGGAGAGCACCCACCCGCUGCUGGGCAAGGCAUUGCUAGAGGAAGAGGUGCUGGCUGCCAUGGUCCCUGUCAUCAGUGCUGCCACCACUCACCUGAGCCCUGAGCUAGCUGCCCAGAGCGUGUCUCACGUGGUGCCCCUCUUCCUGGACGGAGAGGUCUCCUUCCUGCCCCAGAACAGUUUUCCCUGCUCCUUCCAGCCCUUCGAGGAUGGGGAGUGCUUGGAGGCACAGAGACGCCUGGUUGCCCUCCUCAUGGCCUUCGUUUGCUCCUUGCCCCGCAAUGUGGCAAUUCCUCAGCAGGAACGGCUGCUCCAGGAGCUGCUGGCGCUGAGCUGCUCCUGCAACUGCCCCUUCACGGCCACCACAGCUGCCAAGUGCUUUGCAGGGCUGGUGAACAAGCACCCUGCGGGGCAGCAGCUGGAUGAGAUCCUGCAGCUUGCAGUGAACAGGAUGGAGCCUGGCCUUGUGGAGGGGCCCCACCGAACACAGGCGCUCACACUGCUGCUCUGGGUAAGGCCUGCCCUGGGUGCAGGAUGGGGGGACAGCCGGCCUGGCACUGACUCUGCUCUGCCUGCACAGGUUACCAAAGCCCUGGUGCUGCGCUACCACCCCCUGAGUGCCCACCUGACGGAUAAGCUGCUCGGCCUACUGGGUGACAUGGAGCUGGGCCCCGCCGCAGCCGACGGCUUCUCCCUGCUUAUGGCUGAGUCUCCGGAUGUGCUGCACAAGGGCUGCCACGCUGACGUGCGCAUCAUGUUCCGCCAGCGCUUCUUCACUGACAACGUCCCCAAGCUGGUGCAGGGCUUCCACGGGGCCAGCCCUGAUGUGAAGGCCAAUUACCUGAAGGGCCUGUCCCAUGUGCUUAACCACCUCCCUAAGCCUGUGCUGGUGACAGAGCUGCCCACGCUGCUUUCCCUCCUGCUUGAGGCUUUGUCCUGCUCGGAUCGUGUGGUGCAGCUCUCCACACUGAGCUGCCUCCAGCCGCUGCUGCUCGAAGCUCCCCAGAUCAUGAGCCUGCACGUCGACACGCUGGUCACCAAGUUCCUCAGCCUCACCUCCAGCCCCACCAUGGCUGUCCGCAUUGCUGCCCUGCGCUGUGCCCACGCACUUACCAGCCUGCCCACGACAGUGCUGCUCCCAUACAAGGCCCGAGUUAUCCGGGCACUGGCCAAGCCUUUGGAUGACAAGAAGAGGCUGGUGCGGAAGGAGGCGGUGGCAGCACGGGGGGAAUGGUUCCUGCUGGGGAGUCCAGGCAGGUGAGUGCCCUGCUUCCCCUCCCUGUGCUGACCGACAAUCUGACCAGGCCCCCGCUAACCUGCCAAGCCAUCCAACCGAUGCCACGGACCCUUGGAGCCCAGUACUGCCCUGAGUGCUGGGGCUGGAGUGCAGGGGCUGGCAGACGGCACCCCUCACUGCGGCAACUUCCCGGCGCCCCCGCCCUCUUCCUGGCACCCACAGGAAGGAGGAAGCAAGCUGUGCUGCUCGUGGCUUGCCCAGCCUCUGCUGCAGCCAGGGACAGUGACAGACAGACUCACUAUGUGUGAGUGGAGAGGGCAGGCCUGUGCACAUGCAUACAGUGUGUGGCAACCCAUGCACCAGAGGAAUAAAUAUAUCUGUUUUGGUAA
Molecule: messenger RNA, 3657 nt
Organism: Grus americana (Whooping crane)
Lineage: Eukaryota; Metazoa; Chordata; Aves; Gruiformes; Gruidae
Gene: MMS19
Product: MMS19 homolog, cytosolic iron-sulfur assembly component
Exons: 30
Coding region: 146-3292 (1048 amino acids)
Biological process (GO): iron-sulfur cluster assembly
Cellular component (GO): MMXD complex; cytosolic [4Fe-4S] assembly targeting complex
Source: RefSeq, a predicted model, not a curated record